UUUCAUCCUAUGGUCUAAAGGAAAAAAUAAGCCUCUCGUCAGCUCACAGCGGGGGGUCUGAGUGUUUCACGUGAUUCGUGAGUAAAAGCUCCACCUUUGGGAUAAACCCUCGGCGGCAUCUGUGCGCCGCUGCCUGCCGGCCGGGACAGACGGAGCGGACGGGGGAUGCAGCAGUGAGCGCCGCCGCUGCUGCUGCUGCUGUUGUUGCUGCUUCUUUGUCUAUUUUACCUGCUUUUGACUAUGGUUUUCGUUUUCCAGCGCUCUGUGGUUGAUGAAGGGCUCUGUCCGAAAAGACACACACGAGAACAGGUUACCCGCACGGCGUGUGUGCCGUCGCUUUCGUUAGUAAUGAGACUCUGAUUUGCGCGGAGAGGAGAGGACAGGAUGCCCGCCAGCGGCGCCGACUCACUGAAACCCAGCGCCUUCAUCCCGGUGUGCACGGCCACAUGCCUCCUGGUCGGCUCUACAUCCCUCUUCUUCGUCUUUACAUGCCCGUGGCUGGCUGUGACCAUCUGCCCUGCUGUGCCGCCAUGCUGUGCCAUCCUCUUCCUUUUUGUGCUGGCCAACUUCACCAUGGCAACCUUUAUGGAUGCUGGUGUGCUGCCAAUGGCAAACGAAGAUGAGGACAAGGAUGACGAGUUCCGUGCUCCGCUGUACAAGAACGUGGACGUGAAGGGCGUCCAAGUGCGGAUGAAGUGGUGCGCCUCAUGUCAUUUCUACAGACCUCCGCGCUGCUCGCACUGCAGCGUCUGCGAUCACUGCGUGGAGGACUUUGACCACCACUGUCCCUGGGUGAACAACUGCAUCGGGAGGCGAAACUACCGCUACUUCUUUCUGUUUCUGCUGUCACUGACAGUUCACAUGAUCGGCGUCUUCACCUUUGGCCUCAUAUACGUCCUGCACCACAUGGAUGAAUUAUGGAAGCUGCACUGCACAGUCACUUUGGUCGUGAUCAGUAUAUCAGGGCUGUUUCUUAUCCCGGUCCUGGGUCUCACUGGAUUCCACCUGUACCUGGUGUCCAGAGGGCGCACCACCAACGAACAAGUAACCGGGAAGUUUCAAGGAGGAGUAAAUCCUUUCACACGAGGUUGUCGUAACAACCUGGAGUAUCUGGUUUGCAGUCCAAUCUCUCCAAAGUACACAGCGAGGCCCUGUAAGAAAAUGGUGGUUCACGUUCAGCCUCCGUUCCUGAGACCAGAGAUUGGCAGGCAGAUGUCGACGAAAGCCAGGGACAACGGGAUACAGAGUCGGGAUCUCCAGAAUAAACGAACCUCAGCCGCAGCUGUCGAGCUGUCAGACAUCAAACAGAUGAAAACUCCACCACCACUGCCACCAAAGCCAGACCACGGCCUGCUGAAAAGCCAACGAUCUGCCAUGGAUGAGAUGGACAGACAUCAUACCAAAACCAUCAUUCCUGUCUCCAUUCCCACUGUGCCGCAGCUACGGCCCGUUCUUGAAGCCAUAUCUAGAGGAUCGUCACCCAUUCCUCCAGAGCAGUUGCUGAAGACAUCAGAGCCACAAGGGAACAACAAAAGUCCAGACCUCCACUCUGAGUCUAAAGAAAGCCCUUCGAGAGGCAGCCAGCAGGCCAGCCUGCCUCUUCAGACCAACAGCAUCUCCAGCUCGCUGCAGCUCAACUCUCUGCCGCUCAACUCCCGCUCUCUCACCCUCAAACAUAGCAGUCGUCACGGCAGCAAAUCCCAACUACCUGCCAUGCAUGGUGACGGUUUGGGAUCCAAUCCCACGCCGGGCAUCAUCACCUCUUCCAGCCUGCUGGCCAACCACAGCAGCAGCCUCUCCUUUGAUAACCUCAACCACCCUGCAGACCCUCAGUUCCUGGCUCAGAGGGGGGUUCCUUCAGUCGGCUACCACCCUCACUUCAUGGCUCUGGGAUCAGAUGGGACUGUAGUGCAGCGGCCCCCUCCUCACACUUACAGUCCUGUGUUUAUGGGCAUCACCAGACAGUCUCCCCAACCUCGAGACACCUCACCGUCUUUUCAGGGCCUCACCUCAAGGGAUCCCUCGCCUUCCUUCCAAGGUUUCAUACAAAGAGACCCUUCUCCGGCUUUUCAAGGGCUGAUAAUGAGAGACCUUGCAUCCCAAAGUGUAACAUCACGAGACCUUACACCUCCAGGUUUGGCGAUGCGAGAUCUGACCUCUCAAAGUCUCCGAGACAGUCUUCGUGAUCUCGGCCCACAGGGCUUGACACCUCAGAAAUCUGCGGCCACACGCUACGACAACUUUACAAAAACCAUUAUGGCAUCUAUCCACGAGAGACGGGAGAUGGAGGAGAGGGAGAGGAUGAUGCGCCUCCAAGCCAGAUCCCAGGCCCUCUAUGGCCCAGAUGUGGGGAUCUAUGACAUCCCAAGCAGGAGGAGUCUACCACCAGACAACAUCCGACCUCCAGGCUCCCGUGGACCGACUCCUCCUGCCUACGGCUCCAGGGAGUUUCUGAUGAGUACGGGCAUUCUUGGUUAUGGCAUGAGGACCUCACCUCUCUCCAGCUCCUCCACGUCUUCUCUGACUCGAGGCCCGAAAACGUCCAGCUCGCCUCUGCAGAGCAGCAGCAGCAGCAGCCUGCAAAGCAAGGGCAGGUCUUCCUCUCCGGCUUACUGCACCUCUGACAGACAGACUCAACCCCUCCCUUCGUCUACAUCCACUCUGCCUCGUCUACCCUCCUCCUCCAGCUCCUCCGCCCCCUCGUAUGCCUCCUAUGCCACCACAAAACGAUCCUCGCUCACAUAUUCCUCUGAGGGGAAGGACUCAGUCACCCUGGGAGCCCUGAAAUAAGAUAAACACACACACACACUCCAUACAUAUUGAUGCUGUUAAUGAAUCAUCUAUGCAGUGAUAGUCUCAGUCUUCACAGCUCCAAAAUACUUUGUAAAUAAGAGGCCAUUUGGGACUUUCCUGUGUGGGAGGGUGUGUGAGAAGCAAAUACAGUGAAGGAUGAGCUUAGAAAUAUUCCUGGAAAGUCCUAAAAGUCUGACCAAAUCUGAAAAUCUCAGGAUAGUUGUGCCUCCUCUUGCAAACAGAGCGAGCUCUACAAACUUAGUCGAAGCAGAAGGGCUUGUUGUGAAGACUACAGAUCAACUUAUUAUCUGUUUGUAUGUGUUUUUUGAUAUUGCUUUUGUGAAACAAUGUAAUACCACAUCAUCGAAUUUGUCUCCCGCCGCGAAAU
This is a messenger RNA of Larimichthys crocea (large yellow croaker), 3181 nucleotides long. It is a transcript of the gene zdhhc8a, whose product is annotated as zDHHC palmitoyltransferase 8a. The transcript is spliced from 10 exons. The record is from RefSeq and is a predicted model, not a curated record. NCBI's taxonomy places the organism in Eukaryota, Metazoa, Chordata, Actinopteri, Sciaenidae. Gene Ontology annotation, molecular function: palmitoyltransferase activity. Gene Ontology annotation, biological process: protein palmitoylation. The coding region runs from base 385 to 2790 and encodes 801 amino acids.